This is a messenger RNA of Pterocles gutturalis (yellow-throated sandgrouse), 523 nucleotides long. RefSeq names its product somatostatin (gene SST). The record is from RefSeq and is a predicted model, not a curated record. Gene Ontology annotation, biological process: regulation of cell migration. Gene Ontology annotation, molecular function: hormone activity. Lineage: Eukaryota; Metazoa; Chordata; Aves; Pterocliformes; Pteroclidae. The transcript has a single exon. The annotation marks the transcript as partial. Gene Ontology annotation, cellular component: extracellular region.
GAACUGGCCAAAUACUUCUUGGCAGAACUGCUCUCAGAGCCAAGCCAGACAGAAAAUGAAGCCCUGGAGUCUGAGGACUUGUCCCGAGGGGCUGAGCAGGACGAAGUGAGACUGGAGCUGGAGCGCUCGGCUAACUCAAACCCCGCUCUUGCACCCCGGGAACGCAAAGCGGGCUGCAAGAACUUCUUCUGGAAAACUUUCACAUCCUGUUAGCUUUUGAAACCCACCUCUCCUCCCCAUCCAUCCCUGCCUUCUUCCUAGCCCCCCGCCCUGAGCAGAACCUUCACCACAAGAGGCGAAGACUGUAAAUAUACAAUCCACAGUUAUGGUGAAAUUAAACAAACACGGAAAAUUUGAGUUUGAUUUCCAGUUGUUUUAAUAAAAAUUUCUGUUCCAAUUGUACAUGAUUUGCUUGAGUUGUGAUUUCUGACUAGUUCUUUAAUGACAUCAUGCGCUCUGCAACUCUUUCAGAUGUACUAUUUUUAAUUCUUUGUUGCAAUAAAGUUUAUGUUUCAAACGGUGA